AUGGGUAGAUUACUUCUCUCCUCCAGCCAGGUCUCCGUCAUUCUGUCUGCAGCAAUUGUCUUACUAUUCACAUUUGCCCUCUUCCUUUCGGGUUGGGUACUGCAACAACGAUAUGUGCAUUCGCUGCAAGCCGCCAUAAAACCACGAUUACCGAAGCCAUUGCCGCCGCCGGUGCCAAUAGAACCCCCCACCUUGGAUGCAAAAUGGGCGCGACCGGUAGGCGGCCGGCCCGAGAUUGACGAUACAUUUGCGCAGUACUUGGCGGGGCAGACAAUGGACUGGAGUAGGCUGGGCUAUGUGCAGGUGGUGCGCGAGCAUGUUGAACUGUGCAGUGCCGUCAUGCUGCUGUCCGACUUGCAUAAGAUGAAGAGCCCGGCCAAGAGGAUAUUGCUGUUCCCAAAAUCAUGGCUGGCUACAACAGAAGACAACCACUACAGCCCGGAGAUGUCGACUACACGACGACUGCUGCGAAACGCGGCAAGGCGGUAUGCUGUAAGACUCAUACCUAUGGAUCCUAUAGUAGAAGGCGCAGAUGAAACAUUGCCUUCUUCCUACUCGCUGGCAACUCUAUAUUCGCUUGUCGACUAUGAGCGCAUACUAUACCUCCAGGGACCGGGUGUUCUGCUCGAUGCAUCGGCACUCGAUUCGCUCCUUGCGUUUUCAAAGUCGGAGCCAAUGGCCGCAUACCCAGCUACGCCAGAGCGGACGGACAUGUCGACGUCGUUGCUCCUGAUUCACCCCUCGCAGCAAAGCUACAACCAGCUCAGAACACUCCGCGCAUCGAAGCCCACUUCAGACCUAAACAUGUUCCGAAAGACGUUCAGUGUGCCAGAUGCUCUCAUAUCCGAGUGGUCGCUGUCAAUGGGCAACGUCGUCUACGAGUCAGAGAAGCUGCGCGAUGCUACAGAUGGUUUCAACGCGACUGCCUUUGAGAAGGCCACGACGUUUGUGAAGUUAUCCGACCCUGAGUUGCCCGGACCAGAGUACGAUGUGCCCUUUGCCGAACGCGCCAAGCUACGGCCGAAGAACGAGGAAGCGCAAGAGGCAUGGAGCAAGCUGUACGAGAGAUUUCGCCAGCAGCGGAUGGAAGUAUGCGGCCUUGACCUCGAGACGUACCAACCGAUAGCGGUAUCCGGUGGGGCGGAUGAAACGAAAGCGGUGGCUGGCGAGCUAUGA
This is a messenger RNA of Pyrenophora tritici-repentis Pt-1C-BFP, 1176 nucleotides long. RefSeq lists its product as uncharacterized. The record is from RefSeq and is a predicted model, not a curated record. NCBI's taxonomy places the organism in Eukaryota, Fungi, Ascomycota, Dothideomycetes, Pleosporales, Pleosporaceae.